Molecule: messenger RNA, 1667 nt
Organism: Nomascus leucogenys (northern white-cheeked gibbon)
Lineage: Eukaryota; Metazoa; Chordata; Mammalia; Primates; Hylobatidae
Source: RefSeq, a predicted model, not a curated record
AAGUGCUGGGAUUACAGGAGUGAGCUACCAUGCCUUGCACAAAGUUUUUUUUUUUUUUUUUUUCAAGAUGUACUUGUGUUUCUUGCCUUCCCGAACUUCUGCAUUUGCUUACAGAGGUCUGGAUCAAACUCCUGAGACACGUUCUUAUUCUGUAAGGAGCCUUUUGAGUCUGGCUUCUUUUACUUAACCCUGCUGACUUUUAAAAGUGGGCUCCUGGUAGCUUACCUUAUAAGCAUAUUGAAUUUACAAACUGAGAUGGGAACCACUGGACUUUGCCCAAGAUGUGACUUCUCUGUUUGCUCAGGAACCAGAGCUUCAGGCAGGACAUAUCCUGCCCCCAGUUGCUCCCAGAACCCUGAAAAGUCUCUGAAGAUGGCAUCUUGUUUAUAUUAUGCUAUUUUAUUUUCCCAAACAGAGAGCAUCUGUGGUUUUGGAAGGUGAGGUUGGAGAUGGGCAAGGACGUUUGCUUUGGAGGAAGGGGCCAUGAACCCCUCCAGCUCCCGACGGCCAGAGAAAGAGGAGUCAGCAUCAAGGUCAAAACAUCUGUACACAACUUGAGCAAAACACAGCAGACCAAACUCACUGUGGACAGCCUGGGAUUAGGCCUCAUCAUCAUCCAGCAUGGACCCUACCUCCAGAUCACCCACCUCAUCAGGAAGGGGGCUGCAGCCAACGACGGGAAACUUCAGCCAGGUGAUGUUCUGAUUAGUGUUGGCCAUGCCAAUGUGUUAGGAUAUACUCUUCGAGAAUUUUUACAGCUUUUGCAACAUAUCACCAUUGGAACAGUGCUACAAAUCAAGGUUUAUCGAGAUUUUAUUAACAUUCCUGAAGAAUGGCAAGAAAUAUAUGAUUUAAUCCCUGAGGCCAAAUUCCCAGUAACAAGCACACCAAAGAAAAUUGAGCUGGCAAAAGAUGAAUCUUUCACAAGCAGUGAUGAUAACGAAAAUGGAGAUUUAGAUAAAAGACUUCAAUAUUAUAGAUAUCCGUGGUCAACUGCACAUCACCCUGCAAGGAGACCAAUAUCCAUCUCCAGAGACUGGCAUGGAUAUAAUAAGGAGAACCAUACUAUUAGUGUAGGAAAAGACAUUAAUUGUGACGUGAUGAUUCACAGAGAUGACAAGAAAGAAGUGAAGGCCCCUUCUCCAUACUGGAUAAUGGUGAAGCAAGACAAUGAAAGCUCUUCCUCCUCUACCUCCUCUACCUCAGAUGCAUUUUGGCUGGAAGAUUGUGCCCAAGUUGAAGAGGGUAAAGCCCAACUGGUAUCAAAGGUUGGUUAGCAAAUCUGUGGUCAUAUGAGCAUUUAUCUUGCAGACACCCAAGUUUUGUGCCUCACCAGGCACAAAUUUGCUAUACUUAUCAAGGACUGUUUGUAGACUCACCAAUUCUCUUCUCUUAUGACUGCAUUAUAAAGCCUUUAGAGAUGUUCUUCAAUAGGAUUAUCUAAAGACUUCCCUGGGUUCUUGCAGGCCUCGCAAAUCUUAUUUUCAGAAUAAGACCCUCCUUUCUGAGAAGAAUUUCUUUUCUUUUAGAAAAUGCCGUAGAGAAAUCCCAUAUCAGAAUGUCUGAACAUAGUAGAGAAUGUCACUUUAUGUAAACACCACGUUUUUCUUUAAAUAUUUAGUUUCUCUCUUUUUUUUGGUAAACUUCAAGUACUAUAAUUAAAAUAA